Messenger RNA from Diabrotica virgifera virgifera (western corn rootworm), 2307 nucleotides. It is a transcript of the gene casp, whose product is annotated as FAS-associated factor 1. Gene Ontology annotation, cellular component: nucleus; endoplasmic reticulum. The transcript has 13 exons. Gene Ontology annotation, molecular function: ubiquitin binding. Bases 163 to 2160 code for a protein of 665 amino acids. NCBI's taxonomy places the organism in Eukaryota, Metazoa, Arthropoda, Insecta, Coleoptera, Chrysomelidae. The record is from RefSeq and is a predicted model, not a curated record.
CAUUGCAUGAUAGCAUGUGAAACUAUCAUUAGCUCAUAAUGUUUGUCAGUUUUUGACUUUGACAAGAGUUGACAAUCUAAAAGGUGAUCAAAGAAAGAUUUUAAUAAAAGGUUAAAAACACAUUUGUUCUUUGUAAGCUUUGUUCUUAAAUUUUGUUAAAAAAUGUCAGAAAAUAGAGAAGAAAUUUUAGCUGAUUUUCAAGCUUGCACUGGAAUUGAAGAUGUUGCUGAAGCUAUUUAUCACCUGGAUGAGGCCAACUGGGACUUAUUGCGUGCUGUGAGUAGAGUAAUGCCACCAGAUACUCAAAGUUUUCGUCCACCAGCUGUAGAGCCUGUAGAUCCAGAUGUCAUGAUAGUAGAAGAUGAUGCUGAUAUACCAAGUGCAGCAACUGCAGACGCAGCAUCAGAUAUGGUAGUAGUAGGCAACAGUUUGGGCCAUUCGUCUACAGUAACGAAAAAAGCAAAUACACCUGAUGACAGCUUUCCAUCCACUUCUGCUGGAAAAAGUGGAUCACGAAUGUUAAAAUUUAAUGUGCAGUACUGUGAUAGAGUUGUCAAAGUUGAAUUACCAGAGUCUGCAACCGUUAAUGAUCUGAAACUAAAGUUGCACAGAGAAGUGAAAGUAAAUCCUUGCAGACAGCUUCUUUCCAGUUGGGCUCGAUUAGCACAGUAUGAAGAUACUCCGUUUUCGAAGCUCAUGUUACCAGGUGACAAUUCGCUUCAUUUAACAGUAAAACCAAGCGAUGGAGCUUUCACCUCAGACGAAGAAAAUGCCGUAUCUGAAAAAUUAAGAGGUACUUACACUCUAAACGUAAAAUAUGAGAAUAAGACAUUUAAUUUAAAAUAUCAAGGAACAAAAACUAUUUUGGAAGUAAAAGGUGACGUUUACACGUUAACGAAUAUACAUGUGCGUAAUCAAGUAUGGAGUGGGUGGCCUCCUAAUAUAGACGACAAUACAGUACUCGCACUCAGUGGAAUAAACUAUCCUGAACAUGAUCUAUCAGUGCGACGAAGCACACAGAGUGUUAGAGAGAAAAAAAGUAUGCCCGUGGUUCAAAUUGACAGUGACGAUGACGAAUUUGAAGAUGCCUCCGAAAGUUUUACAGUUGAUGAUGAGUAUUUUGUUGACAAUGAAGGAGCAAAUGCAAAAAGAACAGACCCAUUAAUUCCAGAGGAUGUAGAAGAUGAAAUUGUAGGCUGUAUAACAUUUGCAGAACAGUUUACGACAAGAUACGGUCCUGUCCAUCCUGCCUUCUAUCAGGGAACAUUAGACGAUGCUAUCAAAGAAGCAUGCUCAAAACCUGCCAAAGACCGAAAAAUUUUGGCUAUAUACUUACACCACGACGCUAGUGUUCUUACAAAUGUUUUUUGCACACAACUGUUAGGUUUUGAAAGUGUAAUGCAAAUGUUCGAAAACAACUUUGUCCUUUGGGGUUGGGAUAUUACUUUUGAAAGUAAUAGACGCAGGUUGCAGCAAUCGGUUACGACAUCUUUGGGUGCUACAGCAGCAAUGAGUUUACGAAAUAUACCAGUAGAUAGAUUACCUGUCAUUAUACUUAUAACAAAAAUUCGAUCGACAAUUGAGAUUUUUAGUGUAGUGUAUGGAAAUGUUGGUGUAAAUGAGCUUUUGUCAAGUCUGAUAGAAUGUGUAGAAGUAUUUUUAGAACAUCAACGAGUAGAAAUAAAGGAAGAGGAGGAAAGAGCCGAAAGAGAAAUGGUUAAAUUAGAGCAAGAUUUAGCAUAUCGUGAAAGUUUAGAAGCAGAUAGAGCAAAAGAAGAGGCCAAGCGGUUACAAGAGAAAAAAGAAACUGAAACCAGGAAACGACUGGAAAGUGAAAAGGCACUCUCGGAAGCAAAAAAAGAGGCCUUUAGGAAACAAGUCGAAGCAGAUUUACCUCCCGAGCCAUCUCUAGAACAAGGCGACAGUAUUACUAAAAUACGAUUUAGGUUGCCAAAAGGAGAACAUUUGGAAAGGCGGUUUCAGACGACUACACCUUUGAAAGUGCUGUUAGACUUUUUAAUAGUGAAAGGAUAUCCUACGGAAGAAUUCAAAGUUAUAUCUAGCUGGCCUAGGAGAGACUUGACUUCAUUAGAUAAAAGCCAAACACUGAAAGAACUGAAGCUAUAUCCUCAAGAAACUGUGAUAUUAGAAGAGCGAUAGUUUUGAUCACACAUUCCCCAACCAAGGGUUAGGUUUUUAUACCAGCAUUUAAGCGUUGUAAAGUUAUUUAAUAUAUUUUUAAUUUCACGUAGUGUAUGAUUAAUUUAAAUGUAUGCAGUCCGAUGAAUAUACAUUACAUAAAAAAGA